AUGGGUUUUUCACAGGUCGGAAAAUUUUUAAGAACAAUCGCAAGCACAGAAACCCAACUGUGGGCAGGGCAGGAAUCAGGUGUAAGAGUGUGGAACUAUUCAGAUGCAUAUAAGGCAGGGAUUGGGAUUGGGGGAAGAGCAAGGAGGGGUGAUGAGGAUGCUGCUCCAUUUUAUGAAUCGGGCAGCACAUCACCAACAAUAUGUUUGGUUGUUGAUCAAGGGUGUAAGUUGGUAUGGAGUGGGCACAAAGAUGGUAAAAUUAAGUCUUGGAAGAUGGACCAGCAAUUUUCUGAUGAGAACGGUUUCGAGGAAGGUCUUUCCUGGCAGGCUCAUCGAGGUCCAGUUCUUUCCAUGCAGAUUUCUUCCUAUGGUGAUAUUUGGUCAGGAUCCGAGGGUGGGGCUAUAAGGGUUUGGCCAUACGAAGCUGUGGAAAAAUCUCUCUCUCUGUCACCGGAAGAAAAAAACAUGGCCACUCUAUUAGUGGAGAGAUCAUUUAUUGACCUGAAAAGCCAAGUCACAGUCAAUGGCACUUGCAGUAUAUCCUCUUCAGACGUGAAGUGGUUGUUGACGGAUAAUGCCAGAAGCAGAAUCUGGGCUGUCGGGUCUCUGUCCUUCUCAUUAUGGGAUGCUCGUACAAGGGAACUUCUAAAAGUAUUCAACAUAGAGGGUCAGAUUGACAACCGUGUCGACAUACCAUCAGUCCAGGACCAAGCCUCUGAGGAUGAGAUGAAUGUUAAGUUCGUUUCCAAGUCAAAAAAGGAGAAAUCGGGAGGCUUUCUUCAAAGAUCGCGCAAUGCUAUAAUGGGUGCUGCGGAUGCCGUUCGGCGGGUGACCCCAGCAGCUGGCAUGAUCAGCCCCGAUCAAGUUGCCGAUAUAUCCAUACAUCAGCAGGACUACCACUCGCCGGACGAAUUCGUUGAGGGCAUCCCACAAAGCUGGUGGUCUGAAGACAUGAGAGACAAGGAAGUGAUUUUGUUGGUGAACGUGAGAGGAAGCUGCUCAACCGAGACCAAGAGUCACAGAGUACACGUCCGCCACAAGUACUCGGGUAACCAAUGCAUCAUCGAGCCGUCGAAAGGUGAUAUUUCUGGAGGAGGUUCCUCCAGAAAACACCGAGCAGGUUCCUACAGAGGUGGACGCUGA
Striga hermonthica is the source of this 1143-nucleotide messenger RNA. Lineage: Eukaryota; Viridiplantae; Streptophyta; Magnoliopsida; Lamiales; Orobanchaceae. The record is from the annotation of a GenBank genome assembly.